UUUCUUUAUAUGAAAUGAAAAUCACGUUUUCAUCAGCUGUAAUAUUCUUUCAUGCAUCUCUGACAAGAAUCGGAAAGGAAACGAGGAUUUCGAUGACUUUUUGCUUCCUUUUCAUACAACAAUAACGUCAGUUCUUUAACACCUCAAUCCCAGCUUAUAUAUUUCAUUACUAUUCAUGACUCCCACUUCGUCCUCAUCACAUUCAUAAAUCCUCCCUCAUUACAGUGUUUUAGAGAGAGAGAGAGAGGGUGUUUUUGGAGGUAACAAUGGCAACUCUGAAAGUCCCUGCAAAUGUUCCCCCUUCGGAAGAGGAUGCUGAGAAGCUCCACAAAGCUUUUGCGGGAUGGGGCACAGACGAGGAAGGAAUUGUCGGUAUCUUUGCCCACAGGAAUGGAGCACAGCGAAAGUUAAUUCGCGAAGCAUAUGCUGCAGCUUAUGGUGAGGAUCUUCUGAAGGAGUUGGAGAAAGAACUUUCUGGUGAUUUUCUGCGUGCCAUACUUCUUUGGACGCUGGAUCCAGCAGAGCGAGAUGCUUAUUUGGCUAAUGAGGCUAUAAAGAAGUUGACUGCUAGCAAUUUGGUCAUCAUGGAGAUUGCUUGCACCAGGUCAUCGUACGAUCUGUUCAAAAUCAGACAGGCAUACCAUGCUUGUUACAAGAAAUCACUUGAAGAAGAUGUUGCAUAUUACACAACUGGUGACUUCCGAAAGCUGUUGGUUCCUCUUGUGAGUGCCUUCCGUUAUGAAGGCGAUGAGGUAGACAUGAUAUUGGCGAAAUCCGAGGCUAAGAUACUUCAUGAAAAGAUAUCCGGCAAAGCUUGUGCUGAUGAAGAGCUUAUCAGAAUUUUAACCACCAGAAGCAAAGCACAGCUGAAUGCAACUUUUAACCAGUAUAACGAUCACUUUGGAAAUGCUAUUUCUAAGGAUUUGAAAGCUGACCCCAAGGAUGAGUACCUCAGGUUCCUGAGAGCAACGAUAAAGUGCUUGACCUCUCCGGAGAAAUAUUAUGAGAAAACUCUCCGUUUGGCUAUAACCGGGCUUGGCACAGACGAAUGGGCUCUCACUCGAGUCGUUGUCACCCAAGCUGAGGUCAACUUGCAGAGGAUCAAAGAAGAAUACCAUAAGCGAAACAGUAUGACUCUGGUGCAUGCGGUUGCCGGGGACACUUCUGGAGACUACGAGAAGUUCCUCCUUGCAUUGGUUGGAAAAGAAAAUGAGCAUGCCUGAGUGUUGCGAGUUCUUGUUCCAUAACUGUGUUCUCUAAAUAAAUAUAAGCGGCGAGCUUGUGUGUUGUGUGGCCUUCUGUUAUAGACUGUCUAUGUUCUGGCUGUAAAUAAUGGUUCAAGAUACUUGACAAUGGUGUGUUUGAUGAUAUAAUGGUACUUCUAUUGAUUUAUCCUUUUA
This is a messenger RNA of Sesamum indicum (sesame), 1400 nucleotides long. RefSeq names its product annexin D7. The record is from RefSeq and is a predicted model, not a curated record. Lineage: Eukaryota; Viridiplantae; Streptophyta; Magnoliopsida; Lamiales; Pedaliaceae. Gene Ontology annotation, biological process: response to heat; response to salt stress; response to cold. Gene Ontology annotation, cellular component: cytoplasm; plasma membrane. Gene Ontology annotation, molecular function: calcium ion binding; phosphatidylserine binding; calcium-dependent phospholipid binding.